AUGCGGAACCACCCCGUUGCGACAGCCCCGGCGCUGGGGGCAAUGAUUAAGGCUGCGUUCGAUUUCAACUAUCGGCAGCGCUUAAUUGGCACCGCCAUAAAGCACUGCAACAGCCCUGAGAAAGACGUCCGAGCACCUUUAGUAGCUGGACUUCAGGAGAUGGUGGAGUCGGAUCAAAGGCUGGAGGGUUCCAAAGAGGCCGUGCUGGCCAUUGGGCGCUUGGCACAGGGCAUGGCAGGGCGUAAGGCCAAAGCAGUGACAGCAGAGGACUCUGAGACCAACCAAGCACACCGGGGCUUGCACUACGAGCUGCUACAGGUCCUCCUCCACUUGCCGAUCGGUCGCGCCGAUGCUGCCGAGUUGGCAGGACCUGCAGGUGACAUGUCCAACGCGGAUGAGGAUGUCAAGAAGGGAUUGGCUGAGGCCUCCAUCACGCUGAGCGCUGAACAGCUGCGGAAGCGCGAGGGCGAGCUUCUGUACGAGGUGUUUGUAGUCUACCUCCGCAUCCUCCGGCAACGGCAUCUGCACAGUCGUGAACUGAUGGGCACGGUGCUCACCGGCCUCGCACGGUGGGGACAGCAGGUGAACCUGGAGCUUCUUCUGGAGAUUUUGUCAGAGCUGCGCCUGGCAGUCAAGGAUGCCAUCGGAAGAUCCGACGAACUAGUGGCACUUCAUGGCUACCUGCCCAGAAAGCAUCGUUUCGUCUCAGAAUGUGGGGAUUUCCAGCGCCACAAGGUGCACGACAUUGGCAGGAGAUUUCUGAACGGGAGCAACUGGGACCCUGCUCCGACCGAGCCGAACGAGGACUGGUGCUUUGCAUACUACCUCGCAAGCAGUCUCGACAUACAGGCGUUGACCGAGAAUUGGAAGGCAAGCCUCAGACGAAUACCGCACACAUCACCGCGACCUGUGAUUCGUUUCCACAGCGAUGUGGCCCUGUUGAAAGUUGACGAGAAAGAUUGCUUUGUCUUCUCCUUCGGCUGUUUGGUGUGCUGGGGAUGCACUCCUCAAGAGGUUCACGCCGCGCGGGACUCCGUGAAGAACUUCUUGAAGGAACCGCUGACAUCCACACAGGUGGAGAUCGAUCAUCUCAACAUCGCGGGGGGCGAUGCAUUGCCCGUGUGCCACAAGGUGCAGGAACGCAUUGCCAUCGCCUACUCUCUGGCUCAGUCUGUCCGCCUCAGUUUCUGGGAACAGCGCAUUGACGAGUGGAUAGCUGCCACACGCAACAUCCCAGAAGACAUGGCUCGCACAGGCCGUGUGCUCCUGAGCAGCCAGCACGUCGCGAAGAUGAUGGGGGAGCUUUUCGCGUUGAAAAACCAGGUGAAUCUUGAGUUCGACACUCUUGACACCCCCGAUGUGUUCUGGGAGUUUGAAGAAGCCGAGCCCAUCUACGUCUACGCAAGGCAGCAUUUGGAUGUGGACCGCCGGAUCCACAUCGUCAAUCACCGUUUCGAGGUGCUUGAGGACAUGUUUGACGUUCUCAAGGACAAGUUAGAUGAAAGACAAGGGAGCAGGCUCACUUGGAUCAUCAUUUGGCUUUGUGCCCUGGAGACGGUUUUCUCAGCUCUCAAGAUUAUUUGGACAGCGGGGCUCCUCCCAGCCGUGAAAGAUGCUGCACCUAGUCUGCACAGUGCUUAA
Molecule: messenger RNA, 1641 nt
Organism: Symbiodinium sp. CCMP2592
Lineage: Eukaryota; Dinophyceae; Suessiales; Symbiodiniaceae
Source: the annotation of a GenBank genome assembly